Molecule: messenger RNA, 1333 nt
Organism: Capsella rubella
Lineage: Eukaryota; Viridiplantae; Streptophyta; Magnoliopsida; Brassicales; Brassicaceae
Product: axial regulator YABBY 3
Exons: 7
Coding region: 402-1133 (243 amino acids)
Biological process (GO): regulation of leaf development; abaxial cell fate specification; fruit development
Cellular component (GO): nucleus
Source: RefSeq, a predicted model, not a curated record
GCAGGUACGCAGCAGCUUAUCUCUACAAUGGCCUCUUCAGUCUUCACAUCACAUGUCGCCAUUUUGUUUUAGGUACACAGUGUCCCAAUUCAUAUUUACAUAAAUAGAAAAUCUCUCUCUCUCUAAACCACAUCUUCCUCUACUUUCUCCACCGUUCUUUCUCUCUUCUCUCUCUCUCUCUCUCUGGGCUUCAACUUCUGGAGAAGUACUAAACAUUUAUAAGGUACUGCUCAUCACCCAACACUCACACAAUUGUCAAAAAGUGUGGUGGAAGGAGGAUCUACUUCUCUCUAUCGAUCAGUCAUAUCUUUUCAAUCAAAUCAAACCCUUCUCUUACCCCUUUUUGUUUCACAAAAAAAAAAAGAAAAAGAAAAAGAAAAGAAAAGUAAAAGAAAGAGUCGAUGUCGAGCAUGUCCAUGUCGUCCUCCUCAGCUCCAGCUUAUCCACCGGACCACAUCUCAUCUUCGGACCAGCUCUGUUACGUCCAUUGCAACUUCUGCGACACUGUCCUUGCUGUGAGUGUUCCUCCGAGUAGUUUGUUCAAGACGGUGACGGUGAGAUGCGGACACUGUUCAAAUCUUUUGUCGGUCGCUGUGAACAUGAGAGCUCUUCUUCUUCCCUCCGUUUCCAACAUUGGCCAUUCUUUUAUAUCUCCUACUCCUCCUCCUCCCCCCAAUCUUUUGGAGGAGAUGCGAAGCGGAGGGCAGAAUAUAAACAUGAACAUGAUAAUGAGCCAUCAUCACGGUGGAGCUCACCACCCAAACGAGUCUUUGGCAAUGGGGACUCGCAACGGAAGAGUGGAUCAUCAUCUGCAGGAGAUGCCUCGGCCACCACCAGCCAAUAGACCAGCCCCGGAGAAGCGACAAAGAGUACCAUCUGCUUACAACCGAUUUAUCAAGGAGGAGAUCCAACGUAUAAAGGCAGGCAACCCUGAUAUCAGCCACAGAGAGGCCUUCAGUGCUGCUGCCAAAAACUGGGCUCAUUUCCCUCACAUACACUUUGGUCUCAUGGCGGAUCAUCCUCCAACCAAGAAGGCUAACGUGCGCCAACAGGAAGGAGAGGAUGUGAUGAUGGGAUCAAGUAGAGAAGGGUUCUACGGCUCAGCUGCCAAUGUUGGGGUUACCCAUAAUUAACUACGUGCAUGCUACCCUCCUCCUUUGCCUUAUAAUUAGGACCAGACUACCCUCCCUCUGCUGCUACUUCCCCAAUUCCAAUCUUUCUAUUUCUGCUUCAAAUUAUUUAUAUAUUGUGGCUACUUUUCAGCUCUAUCAAAACUUAACUUAUUAUGAUGUUGAUGAUAAUCGAUCGAUCAGGAAACUUUUUCGCUUUUUAA